AUUUUAUCCUCUUCCCUCCGGACCGCGGAAGCGUUUAGACGUGUCCACUUAUUUAUUUGUUUAAUAAAUUAAAAACCGAGUACUUGGCAAGCAAAAAGUAAUUGUAGUUGUUAGUGAUCUAAGGUUGGAAAUACUUGGGAGUUAAGACGAAGACAACAUUGUAAACUACGCAGCGCGUGCGGUGACCACUCCCCCCGCGUGCAUUCACUUGUCGGCCGCUUAGAUUAUAAGCGACAGCGAUUAUAUACAAGAAAAUAUAUUUAAUCAAAAACCUUCUACGUAUGUCGCAUCAACUAUAGAAUCUGUCGUAUGUACUUCAAUCACAAUAUGAUAUUAAUAUCAACGAAGCAAGGUCAAUUCUGCUCCACGGCCAUUCAUCUAUCAAAAGCGACAACAACUAGUACUGCGACAGUAUGAUUGGAGAACUUAUAAUAUUUAUAAUCACCUCUACAUUUUUUUAUUACUUGUACGUGUAUAAGAAAAUACACUAUUUCUUUGAGAGAAGAGGUGUGAAAUUUCUAUCCGGCGUUCCGAUGUUCGGAAACAUGUAUGACAGUACAUUUGCCAAAAAACAUUAUGUAGAAGAUUUAAACGCUGUAUACAGAGCUUUCCCGGAUGAAAAGUACGUUGGUCUCAUAGAAGGCUGUACGCCAAUAGUCUUGAUCCGAGAUCCUGACUUGAUAAAAAUGAUUACCAUUAAAGAUUUUGAUCAUUUUGUAAACCACAAAGAAUUCUUCGAUAAAGACAUAGAUCCGUUGUUCGGUGGAAGUCUUUUUAUGAUGAAAGAUGACAAAUGGCGUGACAUGCGAGUGACUCUGAGCCCAGCGUUCACUGGAUCCAAGAUGAGGCUCAUGAUGAACUUUAUGAGCGAAGUCGGCCAUAACAUCACGGAUCACAUAAAAGAACAUAUUUCUGAUGAAUUUAACGUUGAGGAUCUGGUACGUCGGUAUACCCUCGACGUCAUUGCAUCAGCAGGCUUCGGGCUUCAAAUCAACUCUGUUAAAGACAAGGAAAAUGAAUUCUUCAAAAUGAGCACAGAUCUAUUCGUUUCUAAUUUCAAUCGGAAACUUGCAAUGUAUAUAUGUUCUCAAUACCCACUAUUUGGAAAGAAAUUAGGACUUAAAAUAUUCCCGGAAGAGAUCACGUCCUUUUUUAAAAAGACCAUUACAAGAACAAUGGAUUACAGAGAAAAGAACAAUGUGGUGCGACAUGACAUGAUACAUCUAUUAAUGGAAGCAUCCAAAGGAACUUUGAAAAAUACUUCUAUUGAAAAAGAUGACGUCGGAUUCGCUACAACAGAAGAAACCCUGAAACCAAGAAGUGUUACAAGGAAAUGGACAGAAGAUGAAAUAAUCAGUCAAUUGUUUACAUUCUUCGCGGCUGGCUUCGACAGCACGGCUGGAGCCAUAACUUUUAGUGUCCACGAAUUGGCCGUAAAUCCAGAGGUCCAGGAAAAAUUGUACCAGGAGAUCAAGGGAUUCGAAGAGUAUGGCAAAACUUUGUCUUACGAGAACGUAGCACAAUUGAAGUAUAUGGAUUGUGUGAUCAAUGAAACAAUGAGAAAGUGGCCACCGUCGAUUUUUAUGGACAGGGUAUGUAGUAAACCUUACAAACUGCCGCCACCUAGAGAAGGUGGAAAGCCUUAUCAAUUGAACCCCGGCGAUAUAGUAUACAAUAUGGUGAAUGUCAUACAUAUGGACGAAAAAUUCCAUCCUAAACCCGAAGUGUUUGACCCUGACCGCUUCUCUGAUGAGAACAAGCACAAAAUACAACCCUUCACCUUCAUGCCCUUUGGUAUGGGUCCGAGAAAUUGCAUCGCUUCCAGAUUUGCCCUUCUCGAAAUGAAGGUAUUCCUAUACGACCUCAUUCUCCACUACAAAAUUGUGAAAAGUCAGAAGACAUCGUACCCAGUUCGCUUAAAGAAGGACGACUUUAGAAUCAAGGCCUGUGGUGGCACUUACGUCAAAUUUGAAUCAAGAACUUGAAGCCGGACUGCAAAAGAUUUUUUUUUACUUUACAGUUUUCCGAUACGCUCAUCGAAGAAAACAUCAAAACAAUAACAUAUACUGUAUAACUAUAUUACAAUUAUAUAACAAAUAAUCCUUUAAGUAUUA
Molecule: messenger RNA, 2114 nt
Organism: Galleria mellonella (greater wax moth)
Lineage: Eukaryota; Metazoa; Arthropoda; Insecta; Lepidoptera; Pyralidae
Product: probable cytochrome P450 9f2
Exons: 11
Coding region: 414-1985 (523 amino acids)
Molecular function (GO): monooxygenase activity; heme binding; iron ion binding
Source: RefSeq, a predicted model, not a curated record